AUGAUAAGGAAAGUGGGGUCAAAUCCAAAGGACAUCGGAUUCUGUAAUUUUUGUAAUUUUGUGAUUUUCGGAUUUUCUUUUGGUGCAUUUUACUUCACGAUAAAUGCGUUCAUUAACUUUAAUAAGUUACUAAAGGCAGGUGAGACACUUCUGCAUGUCAGACGAUCCACAGACCUUGGUUUCGAACUGGACCAGGAGUACAUACCUCUAAAUUUUCUGCAGGCUACAUCCAGGUCAGAUCCAAGCAGCACCUCGGCUUCUGGGCUACUUUGCCGUGCUACGACCUGGUACGUUUACGUUACCUUUAAACCUUGCCGCAUUCCAUUUACGCAGCUCUUGUUCAUAAAUGCAUUUGUUAAAAGAAGUGAACUGGCCAAGCAAGUUUACUUCCUGUUCAUAUUCAUGAUCGUAGAGAAAUAUCGUAAUUUCCGUGAGGUGGUAGAAGAUCCGAGAAUCUUUUGAAUGCUAUUUAAUUAUAAAUGUUAUAUUAAGCAAGAAUGACCAUCAAAUACAGAAAAUCUCAUUUUCCUUAAAUAUGAGUUUGUCGAUUUUUCUCCUUUUUGUAGGAACUUCGAGCAGUUCCUUCUCUACUCUCUUCUUCACCACCAGUUUGGAAGGUGGUGUUAGAUUUUUAAAGCAGGCUGUGGUCAGUUUUUUAGCAUUUAAUGCCUGACGUAGCACUUCAAGGAUGACAGUUUCAUUGGACGCAAGCAUUGUGGAGGAUAG
Messenger RNA from Pocillopora meandrina, 726 nucleotides. NCBI's taxonomy places the organism in Eukaryota, Metazoa, Cnidaria, Anthozoa, Scleractinia, Pocilloporidae. The record is from the annotation of a GenBank genome assembly.